AUGUCUCCUCAUAAUUUUAGAAAUUAUUUUACUUUAAUUAAAAAUCCAAAUAAUCCUACAAAUGCUCUCGCUGUGUGUAACUGGUGUAUAAGAAAAUAUGGUGGAUUAGGAACAGCUCAAUUAAAACCAGAAUGUUGUACGGUUAACAGGGCACGUUUGUGCCGCAAUCAUCUAUCGAAAUGUGAAGCCUUUCACGAAGCCAAUACCGAAGAAGAAGUGCAAAGAAUUUUAGCCUUACCA
Molecule: messenger RNA, 240 nt
Organism: Racocetra persica
Lineage: Eukaryota; Fungi; Glomeromycota; Glomeromycetes; Diversisporales; Gigasporaceae
Source: the annotation of a GenBank genome assembly